Molecule: messenger RNA, 1332 nt
Organism: Danaus chrysippus (African queen)
Lineage: Eukaryota; Metazoa; Arthropoda; Insecta; Lepidoptera; Nymphalidae
Source: the annotation of a GenBank genome assembly
AUGGGUGUACCGUCACACAACAAUCUCUAUGAUCGUGUCAAUAAACUUCUACUGUCCUAUGAGUGGAGUGAUUGUUGCUUCUCAGUGUGUGAUAAAAAGUUUAAAGCCCAUAAAUUAAUAUUGGUUAUAAGUAGUCCUGUGUUUGAAGCCAUGUUUUACGGUCCUUUGUCAACUAAUGAAGAAAUCAGCAUAACGGACAUUGAGCCACAUAUAUUUAAACUUCUCUUAAAUUAUAUUUAUACAGAUAAAGUUACAAUAGAAUCUAUUGAAGAUGCUUAUGAUUUACUAUAUGCUUCAAGAAAAUACAUGUUAGAAUAUCUAAGUGAGAUCUGUGUCUCGUACAUACAAUCAAAUAUGAGCAUUGAUAAUAUAAUCACCAUUCUAAGUUAUCCAGAUUACAUGCAAGAACCCCAGCUAGUAUCAUCAGCUUUAAAACUUUUUUGUCAACACGCAGAAUAUCUUUUGAAGGAAAACAAAAAAUGUAUAUCUGCAAACUGUUUGCAAAAAAUUCUCAAAAGCAAUGAUAUGAACAUUGUUGAAAAAGAUCUUAUACAGAGUGUUUUUGAAUGGACCUUUCAUUAUUGCGAUCAGAACAAUAUCAAAAAUGAUUUUCAUAAUAGGAGAGAGAUUUUAAUUAAAAGUGGCUUAUUAAAAUUAUUACGAUUCUUUACACUGUCAGUUAAUGACUUGGCUGAAAUAGUUUCAUGUCAGAAUAAUUUGUUACUAAAUAAUGAAGCAGAGGAUAUAGAACAGGUAGUAAAAAGUCCCGGUGAUAUUAACAACAAAAUCUUGCCUAUAUUCGAUACUACAACUUUGCCUCGAAAAUCUAUGGAACUGCAAUGGUGUUUGUGUCAUCGUACACAAAUCAGAUCUGAAUCUCCAUUAGUUGUCGACCCCAACAACUUUAUAGUACAGACAAGAGUAAAAGCUAACAAAUCAACUUUUAUAAACACUUUAAUUAUACCAUCAAGAAUGGCACCUGUGGCCGACUACUGUAGUAAUACUGCUAACACAUAUCAUGAACAAUUCUCAGUGCUUAUAGAAUGUGAAUCUCAUAACAGGAUAAUUAGUUCUUUCAACUUCAAGGCUGAAACGGAGUUUGAUUCGAACAUUGAUAUAAAACUUGAAGAGCCUCUAUUGUUUAAACUGAAUGUAUGGUAUAAGAUUAUCAUAAUAUGGCCACAUGUAGGACCAUUUUUCUCUCAUUCAUAUGCCGUACAAAAUAGAGAUAGAUGUUAUAGCAAUGGUAAAAUUAAAUUUGAUUUUGAAGAUUAUUUGUCAAUUUCUGAUAAUUGUGGUAGUUUUCUUAAAGCUUUGAAGUUUUGUAUGUAA